This is a messenger RNA of Ficedula albicollis (Collared flycatcher), 322 nucleotides long. Its product is annotated as zinc finger protein 787-like. The record is from RefSeq and is a predicted model, not a curated record. The transcript has a single exon. Gene Ontology annotation, biological process: regulation of transcription by RNA polymerase II. Gene Ontology annotation, molecular function: RNA polymerase II cis-regulatory region sequence-specific DNA binding; DNA-binding transcription factor activity, RNA polymerase II-specific. Lineage: Eukaryota; Metazoa; Chordata; Aves; Passeriformes; Muscicapidae. The annotation marks the transcript as partial.
CAGCGCCCCUUCAUCUGCAACGAGUGCGGCAAGAGCUUCAGCCACUGGUCCAAGCUGCUGCGGCACCAGCGCACGCACACGGGCGAGCGGCCCAGCACCUGCGGCGAGUGCGGCAAGAGCUUCUCGCAGAACUCGCACCUGGUGCAGCACCGCCGCACCCACACCGGCGAGAAGCCGUACAGGUGCGGCCACUGCGGCAAGAGCUUCUCCUGGAGCUCCAACCUCAUCCAGCACCAGCGCAUCCACACCGGGGAGCGCCCCUACGGCUGCGCCGAGUGCGGCAAGAGCUUCACGCAGAGCAAGAACCUCAUCAAGCACCAGC